Scheffersomyces stipitis CBS 6054 is the source of this 956-nucleotide messenger RNA. RefSeq lists its product as uncharacterized. Bases 78 to 956 code for a protein of 292 amino acids. The record is from RefSeq and is a predicted model, not a curated record. NCBI's taxonomy places the organism in Eukaryota, Fungi, Ascomycota, Pichiomycetes, Serinales, Debaryomycetaceae. The transcript has a single exon.
AUCGCCAAUCUUAAUAGCAACUAAUAAACACCAUAGACACCACCAUACACCUACAAAACACGGAUAUAUCCAAUAAAAUGUUACACAUACCCCGCGGCCUCGUUAUACGAGACGACUCAUGCUCAGUGUUUGAAGGUGCCUCGACAGUCAAUCUUAUCUUUCUGAUCUUGAUAACAUUAGGGAUUUUUAUCAGUUAUCUUCCACAAUACCAUCGGAUAUACUCCAAAAGAACGUCAGAAGGUUUGUCAACCAACUUUUUGCUUUUGGGAUCGUGUUCCUCCAUCUUCACCCUAACGAAUAUCAUUUUAGUAUCUUCCAAAGCCAGACACUGCUGUGCCACCGGAGCACUCAACACCUUUAACUGUAUCAAUUCACAACUCAACUUGGUCCAAAUCGGAUUGCAGUGCACUUGUGCCAUAUUGAUUCUAGUUUUUGUGCUUAUCUUGACACAAAACUCGUUGAAACAGGAUAAACACGAGUACCAACGUAUAGUGCAAGUCGGUAAACUCGUAGCUUUACAUGGAGUAGUUUCGAUUGUUCAGAUAGUAGUAGGUCUCUAUUCAGACAAGUCGGUGCUCUACUCAAUUGCCAGCAUCAAUGGAUUGUUGUCGACGUUGUUAACGGUGAUCAAGUAUGUGCCCCAAAUCUACACUACUUACACCUUGAAGCACCCAGGUACGUUGUCGAUAGGAAUGAUGUGUAUCCAGACUCCUGGUGGGUUUGUAUUCACUGCCACAUUGUUCUUCACCAAGGGCUCGCAUUGGAGUUCGUGGGUGUCGUACUUGGUCGCUGCUCUGCUUCAGGGUGUUUUGUUGGCUAUGUGUUUGUACUAUGAGUACUUCCACAAUAAGGGACAGGAUGCGGAGUUGGCUGAGCGUUUAGCAGUAGAGAGAAUCAUCGCCGAAAACCUCCAGGAGCAGGAAAUCGACGGUGAAGAGGCAGCUCCGUUGUUGUAG